Messenger RNA from Maylandia zebra (zebra mbuna), 4222 nucleotides. It is a transcript of the gene atxn7l3a, whose product is annotated as ataxin 7 like 3a. The record is from RefSeq and is a predicted model, not a curated record. Gene Ontology annotation, cellular component: DUBm complex; SAGA complex. Gene Ontology annotation, biological process: positive regulation of DNA-templated transcription; regulation of transcription by RNA polymerase II. NCBI's taxonomy places the organism in Eukaryota, Metazoa, Chordata, Actinopteri, Cichliformes, Cichlidae. Gene Ontology annotation, molecular function: transcription coactivator activity.
UCGGCCUCCUCGCUCGUACCGUCAGUUUUGCUAACCGACACCUGCGACAGCAAACACUUUUAUCGAGCUUUUUGUUUUGCCCGUGUUAUUAGAAUGGCUGUAGCUGAAGACCGGGCCUCCUGCUAACGCGUUUUAUUUGGAUGGACUCGGUCAUGUUGCCUCCUUCAGAGAAACUGCCCGGUUCAGGCUGAGUUUUCGGCAUGACAGGGAUGAAGAUAGACCUGGAACAAGUGCUAACACAUAUUUUUAAAUCCUCAGAUAUCAAUCUUAUUACCUUGCUGUCAAGACUUCCAAUAGAGAUUUUCAAAUGAAAAUGGAGGAUAUGCCCCUCUCAGGCCCAGACAACACCAGGCUGGAGGCCCUGGCCCAUGACAUCUACUCUGAGCUGGUGGAAGAUGCCUGUUUGGGCCUGUGUUUUGAGGUGCAUCGAGCUGUUAAACAGGGCUAUUUCUUCCUGGAUGAAACGGACCAAGAGAGCAUGAAGGAGUUUGAAAUUGUGGAUCAACCAGGAGUGGACAUAUUUGGGCAGGUGUACAAUCAGUGGAAGAACAAAGAGUGUGAGUGUCCCAACUGUAAAAGAUUAAUAGCAGCUUCUCGCUUUGCUCCACAUUUGGAGAAAUGCCUUGGCAUGGGACGCAACAGCAGCCGCAUCGCCAACCGCAGGCUAGCCAGCAGUAAUAAUAUGAGCAAAUCAGAGAGUGAUCAGGAAGACAAUGAUGACCUUAAUGAUAAUGACUGGUCGUAUGGGGCUGAAAAAAAAACCAAGAAGAGAAAGUCAGAUAAGAGUCAAAAUUCCCCAAGAAGAUCCAAAUCCCUGAAACAUAAAAACGGUGAGCUUGGAAGUGGCGUCGGUGCCGAAUCUUACAAGUACAACUAUAAUACUGGCAUCAGUUAUGAAACCUUGGGCCCCGAUGAAGUCAGAUCCCUUCUAACGACGCAAUGUGGGGUGAUAUCUGAGCACACAAAGAAGAUGUGUACCAGGUCUCAGCGAUGUCCCCAACACACGGACGAACAGAGGAGGGCCGUCAGGUUGUUCCUCCUGGGGCCGUCCGCGCCAACGCUGCCUGAUGCAGAUGCUGUGGAGACUGACAGCUUUGACAUUCCAGAUGCACAACCCUUAAUGAGCCGCCUGCAGUGGGAGGACUCGGAUAUUUCACCUACUGAUUCUGCUUCAUCUAAAGCCAGCACCAACCAUUCAGAUUCUCGGAAGCCCAAGAAAAAGAAGAAGCCAUCUCUUCCAUUGAACAGUGGAGGAGGAGGAAGUGGGAGUGGAAGCCUGGCUGGAGGCGGCGGCAGCAGCUCUCAGAGUAAUAUCAGUAUAUCGACCAAAAAAAAGAGGCCCAAACUCUCAGCACCUCCUAUUUCAAGUAUCUAUGAUGAUUUAGCAUAAGCCAAUUUGUCAGACCAGCCCUCGCCUCCUCUUAUUAAGUCCCUUCUUUCACACCAAGCUUUAAAAGUCUGAGCUGAAUGGGAUGAAACUUGACUUAGAAGUUCCUUAGUAAUCAUUUGGCCUUGAUAACUGAGGCAUCUACAUUUAAAGAUUUGUCCUUCCUAAAUUAUGAACACAGAGUUUAAGAAUUGCGGUCCGAGUCCAGUCAGAGUAUCUGCAAUAACGGAUUGGCUCACUUCCAGUGUAAAACAGAAUUUACUUCCGCUAUACACGUAAUUUACGACGUAUAUUUGUCUUCAGCUGAUAUCGAGGAGGACUUGAUGCAUUCGGUUGACGCUUUGUGUGGCUGUUUCAAUGAGGAGCUUCCACACAACACUGCAGAAAACUUUGCAGCCAAUUAAAGAAAAUUGUAAAGUAGUGAAAGUAGAUUAUUUGAACCAAAACAUAAUUUUAUGCAGAUAUAGAAAUAAAGAACAUGCUACCCAUGUUGCAUGUCAUCCUCGCUCUUGCAGCCGAUCCUUUGCAAUAAAGGCAAAAAAAGCUUAGAAAUAAAUCUUUGGAAAAAAAAAUGAACCACUUGUGUGUAAAUGAUAUCUCCUGUGCUCUAAAUGUUAUUUUACGGAGGGCCUUGAAGUUACAAAAGACAUCAAUAAUAAGACCACCUGGAUUCAUACAAAGCACUGCAAUGUCCUGGAACUGAAAAAAACUUUUCAGACCACAAGCUGGUAGUGAAAGUUGAGGUUUUUUUCUUCUUUAAGUUCUACUUAAAUUGAAAGGCCUUAAAUUCUAAAACCUUCAGAUACUCUGUCAUUGGUGAGCCUGUGACCGGCCCCUCUUCUUGGACUUUGCGUUCAGACUCGGUCGUAAGGACACGUUCAACACUUGACACACAUAUACUGGAGUACUCAUCGGUGGCUUUUUAAUUCUAGCAUUGUAUUGCACAGUCGUGCGUGUGUGUGUGUGUUUGUGUGUCUGUAUGAUGAUUUGCAUUUAGCGUGACUGUCAAUUUUGUGUGCGUGCGUGCCUGUGGGUAAGUGUACGUGCGGUUGAUGUGUGUGUAAUCAUUCUUUUCACAAAACUAUGCAUCCUAGAAUGUGACUCUUGUGAAAGUAUGUGUGUCAUUUGGAAUAUUUAACUCGUUUACAUUAACGGUAUAUUUAAGUUUGUAUUUGUCACUGCCUUUGUGGUGAUGUGCAUAUUACUUGUGUGUAAAUGCAGAAUUUUGAUAUUUGAUGAGCCAGUAGGCUUUUGGGGCACAUGUACAGUACAUGUAUGUUUGACAUAAAUCAUGAAUUCAACGUUUAUUUGUUUCCUUCUUAGAAAGCCUUGUCCUGUGUGCUUUCACUCACUUUGCUUGUAGAUUACAUUGUAAAAGUAGAUCAGCCCAGCAGUUCAGCUUGUUGUUAAUGACCAUGAGCGAUAAGGUUGCAUUUUGUAAGCUUGUAACCAACAGUGUCUGAUGUAAAUUAUGAGGUUUAUUACAUAUUGUAGAUGCCAAAGUCCUGUACUUUUCAGGUCUUGGAGAAGAAUUAAUUUUUCUUCUAAAUUGGAAAUUGCUCACCCAAAGACUUUAUGCAGUUUUUAUAGUGGAAUCUGAAGUGCAAAUCCAGGAUGCUUUAUUUUAAUCAGGAUUUCAUAAAGAGGGAAGGUAAAGUUGACCUAUUCUGUUUAUUCUUAUUUUAUUUCAUGUAUAUUGAAUGUUCAUAUUAAACAUGGGGAAAGUUGCCAAUGUGCCAGGCAUAAGCACCUGCGAUUCAUCAAGAGGGGAUAUCCUUAGUAAGGUCAUCUCAAGCACACAGCUGUCCCACCCACCUAUAGUUAGAACCUUCUGUUUGCAGGAGGCAACCAACCAGAAAUCAAAGGAGCUAAAUAUACUUAUUUCAGAUGGAUGAAAUGUGGGGCUUUAACUGUCAACUGUUAAUCAUACGAAGAAUAAGAAUGUGGAGUUUGAAAUGAGGCCAACCUAUUGAUUUACUUAAUAGUUUAAGUAACCCCUGUUUUAAACCAGUCAUUUUAAUUUCUUUCAUUAUUUGCACUUUUUUGUUGCAUUUUCAUAUAUACCUUUCAUGAGGUUGGACAUUUUUGUGACUUUCUGUCUCACUAAAAGGCCUUCGGAGAGAGAAUUUUGGCACUUUUGUCCAAACUCAUUUGUUACAUUUUUUAACAUCAGCGUAAUUGGCAGUUUUGAAGAUACAAUCAUGUCUCUUUGUGAAGGCAUUCUAGAUGCUUUUGGACCAGCUAUUUCCAAGAAAUAGAACAGAAAGCGAUCUCGACAUCUGCAACCGCAGAGGUGCUGCAUGUACCAGACUGUUUGGUGGAUUAACGGAUGCUGAUUAAGGGUUCACAUUCACCAGGUUCUCUAUUUUUAAGCAUUUGUUCAAGUUUUGAGGGUCAUGUAAUACAAUCCUUAAAGUCAAGUGCUUUCAAUUUUCUCUCACAAUCGUGACAAUCUGCCAAAGCCCGAUUUUGUCCCUAUAUUUCUGACUGUGCCCGGUUGAAUCUGUCCAGUAAAAUCUUGCUAUGUGCACUAAUGUUAAAUGAACUGUUUUAGAUAAUUUGGUAACUAUGAUCCAAUGGUCAUGGCACUGUUUGUGAAUAAGGGUAACUGCUUGUGGUUUAUUUGUGGCUCUUUGUGUAUUUCUGUGCUGUAGAAGUGCAAUGACAAAAGAAAGCAAUGUUGUGACUUUCCUUUUUUUUUCCAUGCACAAGCACAAAUAAGUGCAUGUGUGCACAACUUGUAUCUGAACACAAUGUGAUACAUAAAUUAUUUUUCUUUUUUUUCCACUGCCAUGCAUACUGAUGUUUGUAUAUAAAUAAACACCAAUACCAUGA